AUGAUGGCAGGCCCUUUGGACAUGAAAAUCAUCGUAACCGGGGCGGGCAUGGGAGGCCUGGGUUGUGCACUCUCACUGGCAAGGAAGGGAUUCAAGCACAUCGACGUGUACGAGACUGCCUCGAACCUGGGCUUCGUCGGCGCCGGCAUCCAGAUGGCCCCAAACAUGGUGCGCAUCCUGGACAGGCUGGGCUGCUGGAGAGGGAGUGGGAUUGAGAAGGAGGCUACCAAUGUCAAGGAAACGAGCAUCAGACAGGGCAGCACCAACGAGGAACUUGCCCAUGUCAACAUGCCAGACAUAGCUGAAAAGUACGGCUACCCACACUGCACUGGCCAUCGCUCAUCGUUGGCAGGCGGCAUGUAUGAAGCUUGCAAGAAAGAGCCGGCCAUCACUUUCCAUUUCGGGACGUCCGUCGUAGGCGUGAACAGCUGGGGUCCAUCCAAGCCACGUAUCACUGUCCGGUCCGCGGGUGCCGAUGGCGAAACGAAGGAGGUGGAGGCAGACGUGAUCCUCGCGGCGGACGGCAUUAAGAGCGUCGUGCGGAGGGAGAUGCUCGCUCGGUACGGAGCCGAGCCCGAGGAGGAGGACACCGGUCAGGCCUGCUACCGGAUCAUGCUGACGCGGGCCGAAAUGGAGGCGAUCGGCGAGCCGGAGCUCAUGGAGCUCAUGGAUAGCGACCUGGUGGUGCGCUGGAUCGGAGAGAAGCGCCACAUCAUCGCGUACUCAGUCGCGGGCAAAUCCAUCUACAACCUGUCGACGACGCAGCCGGAUGUCAACUUCGCCGCCGGCCCGACCUCGACCUACACGACGCGCGCGUCCAAGGAGGCCAUGCUCAAGGUCUUUGAGGACUUUUGCCCGCUCGUCCACAAGAUGCUCGACAUGGUGCCGAGCGGUGAGGUCUGCGAGUGGAAGCUGCGGCAGCACAAGACGCUGCCGACGUGGUGCGACGGCCCCGUCGCCCUGCUCGGCGAUGCCUGCCACCCGACGCUGCCGCACCUGAGCCAGGGCGCUGCCAUGGCCAUCGAGGACGGCGCGGUGAUCGCAGAGGUGCUGAGCCGCCUGCCCCCGGGCGAGGUCAACCCUGUUGAGGUCGGCCGCCGCCUCAAGGUCUACGAGCUGCUGCGGAAGGACCGUACUUCUGAGCUAGUCAAUCUCGCGGCCAUGUCGGCCCGAGCACUGCACUUGGGCGACGGCAAGGCCAAGGAGGAGCGAGAUCGGCAGUUUGCAGAAGCCCGCGCCAAGGGUGGCGCUGCCCCCGUUCCGGACAAGUGGGCUUCGCCCGAGGUGCAAAAGAUGAUAUACUCACAUGACUGCGUCCAGCAUGCCGCUGAGAACUACGACAGGAUACUGGCGACCCUAUCUUAA
Molecule: messenger RNA, 1365 nt
Organism: Pyricularia pennisetigena
Lineage: Eukaryota; Fungi; Ascomycota; Sordariomycetes; Magnaporthales; Pyriculariaceae
Exons: 2
Coding region: 1-1365 (454 amino acids)
Biological process (GO): secondary metabolite biosynthetic process
Molecular function (GO): FAD binding; monooxygenase activity
Source: RefSeq, a predicted model, not a curated record